This is a messenger RNA of Danaus chrysippus (African queen), 1203 nucleotides long. Lineage: Eukaryota; Metazoa; Arthropoda; Insecta; Lepidoptera; Nymphalidae. The record is from the annotation of a GenBank genome assembly.
AUGGAUCCUAAACUUUGGUUGCUUGUAGAAUAUGUCGAAGAUAAAACUGCGUUUUCUAAUUAUGGCGUUAUAAAUACUAAUAAUAUCAUCCAACACGAGGCCGAUCUUAACAAUGGGAAUGAAAACAAUGGAGCACACAAGGACCAAGUACUUAGGAUAUCUGGUAUGUUGACAAUGACUACUGUGAUGAUAACAUCCGAAAUGGAUGCUGCUCUGGCCUUGUUGGACUUACACAGAAAUAAUAAUGAGAGAGUCAAUUCCAACCCUAUGGCCAAUAUGGAUGGGCAAAUUCAUAUUGCAACAAUUUUCAAUAGUUUCGUAAAUUCCAAGAAUUCGCAUUCACCUAGUACUAGCCCUAACCCUAGAACAACCGCUGAGCGAAAAUCGUGGAAGAUGUUGCCAGGAAGGAUAAGUCGAAAAACCAGUCCAGUACCAAAGAAGAUAACAACAUACGAUAUAGCAACCCAAACCGUUAUCGAAGUAGAUAACGAAUCUGAAAUAGAAAAAAUGAGAAAUGUUAUUAAAGGUUUAUGUGCCAGAAUAGAAGAACUAGAAGCGAAACUCAAAACCAAAGAGCAAGAGACUUCUUCAGUUACGGACUCAUUAGAACGAAUAACAGAUUAUUCGAGUGAUGACUUCAGACCACAGCAGAGGAGGCGAUCGCAUAAGCGAAAAAGAAAUUUGACAUUCACCACAGACUUCAGUUCAAUAGGAGAUUACGAUUCUUCAUUAAAUAAAGAUGAAGAUACUAUAGAGAACGAUGUAAAGCGAAUAAAAGCUUUGACGCCGAUAAAUACUGUUAAAAAUAAUAUAGACAAGGUGCCUAUUGGAGACGGAAACGCUGUGGUCCCAGCCAGGCUUCUUAAGCAUAUGGAUUGGACUUCAUACACCAACGCAACAAGGAAACUGCUAACUGCAAUAUUUUCGAGAAAAGUACUGGCGACCCACUCAUUAACUGGAAAACCUUCACCAGCAUUUCCAGACAAACCUGCUAAAAAAAAGCUAGAUCCAAUGUUGGUAAAUGACAUUGUGCAGACGGUCGUAGAAAAAUGUUGCGUACCCGAAAAUGUUGUCAGGACCAGUAUCACCACAAAGUGUGCGGACGAAAGUAAAAUGUUCCGCACACGAGAAAAUAAAAAGAAAAAAAACACCUCAAAAAAAGAAAACAUCACCCCUGAUGAUGAAUCAGAAGAAUAUUUUUAA